AUGCACAUCGUGCACAUCGUCAAGGAUUCUUUCUUUCGUUUCGUCAUAAAUACUUUCUUUCUCUCUUUAAUUUUAUUUUUCUCUUCCUUUCUCCUUUCAUUUUUUUGCCCUUUUUCUUUCUUUCUUUCUUUCUUUCUUUCUUUCUUUCUUUCUUUCUUUCUUUCUUAUCAGAUCACCUUUCUCUUCUCUUCCCGCUUUCACUCCUCUGCAGAGCCUAGCCAAGCAACAGGCAUAGCCGUUGCCAUGGUAAUAUCGAUCUGCAGAACCUGCCUCUGCAACUAUGGCGGGCGUUCCCACCACCAGCAACGGCACGGGAGCGCCGGCCUGCUACUCGCACACGCGCACCGACAGUCCUCGUCGUUUGUGAUAAAGAAUCUGAGUAUAAAUGGCGCAUCGAGUAAAGCACAACUUAGAUGGGAGCACCAAAACCUGGUUUAUGAAAGUCUAUCUAUCUAUCUAUCUAUCUAUCUAUCUAUCUAUCUAUCUAUCUAUCUAUCUAUCUAUGUCAGUUAG
This is a messenger RNA of Acanthosepion pharaonis, 513 nucleotides long. The record is from the annotation of a GenBank genome assembly. Lineage: Eukaryota; Metazoa; Mollusca; Cephalopoda; Sepiida; Sepiidae.